Dicrocoelium dendriticum is the source of this 273-nucleotide messenger RNA. NCBI's taxonomy places the organism in Eukaryota, Metazoa, Platyhelminthes, Trematoda, Plagiorchiida, Dicrocoeliidae. The record is from the annotation of a GenBank genome assembly.
AUGAGUGAUAUUCCUGAUGGGCGAACUCUAAGGGACUACGCUGAUGAAGUCCAGAAACGUAUCGACGAGGAACGGGAGCGAACAGAAGAAGAGAAGUUCCUCCGCUCUUCUCUUAGGGGAUCCGAUCGUUUGAAAGCCAUCGAAAAUUUUCGUAAAGUUGUUCGUCCGGGCUUUCACGAACCCCAUCCGGAACUCAACGAAGCUUUUGAAUACGACGAGGGAGAUAUUCCCUCUAAAUCAGGUCAGUUUUUAAUUUUAUAUGCCAAUCCGUAA